This is a messenger RNA of Gregarina niphandrodes, 990 nucleotides long. RefSeq lists its product as hypothetical. The record is from RefSeq and is a predicted model, not a curated record. The transcript has a single exon. NCBI's taxonomy places the organism in Eukaryota, Apicomplexa, Conoidasida, Eugregarinorida, Gregarinidae. The annotation marks the transcript as partial.
AUGAAGCAUUUCCGAAAGUCAGUAGAGCGGUCGGCCGAGACGUCGAGCUUGGCCUUGAUGGCGGGUGUGGUGUUCCCGCUUCGUUUUAAUGGGGUGUGGUUCGACGCAUCGGAAUUGAAACGGAGUAGGUGGAUGUCGCCAGCGAUGCAGGUGGAGCUCUGGACUUUGUUGGAGGGACUGGAGCUUUUGACGAGGUUGCCGGACGCCAGGUUGGCGGCAAAGCAAUGUCCGGGUGCGCCGUUGGUUGCGCACCGGACGUUGCUUCAGGAGUUCGCGGAUGUCUUGUACGGCAGCCCGAUCCAGCGUGCGAGUCUGUUGUUUUCUGUGGCACAGUUCCUGGGCCGCGCCGCAUUGUGUCCCGAGGUCGACGGCUCAGCCAAGAAGGCCAUCAACUCAUGGCGCGAGGUCUUCAACGCGCAGAUUAUGGAGGCCGCCGGUGAGUCCGGCCUCGUCUCCCGGCCAACCAAUGAGACGACAGCCAAUGGGUCGACAACCAACGAGUCGACAGCCAUUGAGUCCUUGACCACUCUCACCCGUAGCUACGCCGGCACCGAGGCUGUCAAGACCGGUCCUAACAUCGUCCUAUUCCCCGUUACGCGUCCCCCCAGCCGCACCGAGCGACUGGGCAAGUGGUUCGGUGGGCUUUGCGGCAAGCGUGAGACCAUUGUAGAGAACGAGCUCUACGGCACCGUGCCGCCGCAACCUGAACCCAUUUACGACAGCUUGGCCGUACCCGAACGCAAAUAUUUCACACUCGUGUUCGAACCCGCCAUGCAAGACGCCGCCGAGAAGACCGAACCGAUGACGGGCGAACAGUCAUUGACACCCACGGAGGAGGAACCCAUUCCCGCUGAGGUGGCGUUGGUUUCGUCAGAGCCCGAUGGCCAGACUAUCAAGGAGGGCUCCCAGCCUGGCACGAAAAAGGAACCCAUUUACGAAACCAUCGCCGAAGUCAAAGCGCGCUUGGCCGAGCUCGCGGAGAAGCAACAA